AUGGGGCCGCCCCCGACGCCCCCAGCCCCGACCCCUCCCGCCAACCCCUCGCCCGGCCCGGGGGCGCUCCGGCUCCUCCUGCUCCUCCUGCUCCCGCGCUCGGCCGCCUCGGUGGAAGAGACAUUGAUGGAUUCCACCACAGCGACGGCCGAGCUCGGCUGGACGGUGCACCCGGUUUCAGGGUGGGAGGAAGUGAGCGGCUACGACGAGAACAUGAACACCAUCCGGACGUACCAAGUUUGCAACGUCUUCGAAUCCAGCCAGAACAACUGGCUACGGACCAAAUACAUCCGCCGGCGGGGUGCCCAUCGGAUUCACGUGGAGAUGAAGUUCUCCGUCCGUGAUUGCAGCAGCAUCCCCAAUGUGCCGGGGUCUUGUAAGGAAACCUUCAACCUUUACUACUACGAGUCGGAGUUUGACGGCGCCACCAAGAGCUUCCCCAGCUGGAUGGAGAACCCUUGGGCCAAGGUGGACACCAUCGCGGCCGACGAGAGCUUCUCCCAGGUCGACCUGGGUGGGCGGGUGAUGAAGAUCAACACCGAAAUCCGGAGUUUCGGGCCCGUCUCCAAAAAUGGAUUUUAUUUGGCCUUCCAAGAUUACGGGGGUUGCAUGUCUCUGAUUGCCGUCCGCGUCUUUUACCGCAAGUGCCUACGCGUCAUCCAGAACGGCGCCAUCUUCCAAGAGACGCUGUCGGGCGCGGAGAGCACCUCUCUGGUGGCGGCCAGGGGCACGUGUAUCCCCAACGCCGAGGAGGUGGAUGUGCCCAUCAAACUGUACUGCAACGGUGACGGCGAGUGGCUGGUGCCCAUCGGGCGCUGUAUGUGCAAGUCCGGUUACGAGUCGGUGGAGAACGGCACCGUCUGCAGGGGAUGCCCAUCCGGGACGUUCAAAGCCAACCAGGGGGACGAGAGCUGCGUCCACUGUCCGAUCAACAGCCGUACCACGUCCGAAGGUGCCACCAACUGCGUCUGCCGGAACAGCUAUUACCGCGCUGACUCGGACCCGCUGGAAAUGCCGUGCACCACCAUCCCUUCGGCCCCGCAGGCCGUCAUUUCCAGCGUGAACGAAACCUCUCUGAUGCUGGAAUGGACCCCUCCUCGGGAUUCGGGGGGCCGCGAGGACCUGGUUUACAACAUCAUCUGCAAGAGCUGCGGCUCGGGGCGCAGAGCCUGCACCCGCUGCGGGGACAACGUCCAGUUCACGCCGCGCCAGCUGGGCCUGACCGAGCCACGGGUGUACAUCAACGACCUCUUGGCCCACACGCAAUACACCUUCGAGAUCCAGGCGGUGAACGGCGUCACAGACCAGAGCCCCUUCUCCCCCCAGUUUGCCUCCGUCAACAUCACCACCAACCAGGCGGCUCCGUCGGCGAUCUCCAUCAUGCAUCAAGUCAGCCGGAUGGUGGACAGCAUCACCCUCUCGUGGUCUCAGCCGGACCAGCCCAACGGGGUCAUCUUGGAUUAUGAGCUCCAGUAUUAUGAGAAGGACCUGAGCGAGUUCAAUGCCACGGCGGUGAAGAGCUUCACCAAUACGGUGACGGUGCCAAACCUCAAGGCCGGAACCAUUUACGUCUUUCAGGUGCGAGCUCGCACAGUGGCCGGCUACGGACGCUACAGCGGGAAAAUGUACUUCCAGACGAUGACGGAAGCUGAGUAUCAAACCAGCAUCCAGGAGAAACUGCCUUUGAUUAUCGGUUCCUCAGCCGCAGGGCUGGUCUUCCUCAUCGCCUUGGUGGUUAUCAUCCUGGUUUGCAACAGACGGCAUGGGUUUGAGCGCAACGACUCGGAGUACACCGACAAGCUGCAGCAUUACACCAGCGGCCACAUUACUCCGGGGAUGAAAAUCUACAUCGAUCCCUUCACCUACGAGGAUCCCAACGAAGCCGUCCGGGAGUUUGCCAAGGAGAUUGACAUCUCCUGCGUGAAAAUCGAACAGGUGAUCGGGGCAGGAGAAUUUGGCGAGGUCUGCAGUGGCCACCUGAAGUUGCCGGGCAAACGGGAGUCCUUCGUAGCCAUCAAGACCUUGAAAUCGGGCUACACCGAGAAACAGCGGCGGGACUUCCUGAGCGAAGCCAGCAUCAUGGGCCAGUUUGACCACCCCAACGUCAUCCGCCUGGAGGGGGUGGUGACCAAGAGCCCCCCCGUCAUGAUCGUCACCGAAUUCAUGGAGAACGGCUCCUUGGAUUCCUUCCUUCGUCAAAAUGACGGACAGUUCACGGUCAUCCAACUGGUGGGCAUGCUCAGAGGCAUCGCGGCUGGCAUGAAGUACCUGGCCGACAUGAACUACGUCCACCGCGACUUGGCCGCCCGCAACAUUUUGGUGAACAGCAACCUGGUUUGCAAAGUCUCCGACUUCGGUCUCUCCCGCUUCUUGGAGGACGACACCUCGGCCUCGUUUAUUUCCCGCGGCGGUGAAUUGCGUUGA
This is a messenger RNA of Pseudonaja textilis, 2424 nucleotides long. Lineage: Eukaryota; Metazoa; Chordata; Lepidosauria; Squamata; Elapidae. The record is from RefSeq and is a predicted model, not a curated record.